UGGCGGCAGCAGCAGCGGCACAUUCUGCAGCGGGACGGCGCCACCUGCCGGCCGCAGCGGACACGGCCGCGGAAAUGGCCGCCUUGACAACGGCGGCGGCGGCGGCGCCCAGCGGGCAACGGGUGGAUGUUCGGGCGCAAAGGUCACAGUCGGCACCGGGGCCGCGGCGGCAGCGGGUCCACAUGCCGAGCCACAGGGACUCGGAUAAGACGACGGCAUUCAUCCAGGAGCUGCGGAAACUAGGACUCCAAAUAGCCAGUUUAGAAAAGGAUAAGAAUGCUUAUCUUUCCAAUAAAGGGAAUGAAUUUAGAGCGGAAUAUAGUGCCCUUGAGGAGAUGGACCUGAAGAUGACAAAUUCCAGGAAAGCAGAAAAAAUGAAAGUUCAACAACAGCUUGCAAAAAUACAUCAUAAUGUGAAGCGAUUCCAGGGCCAGCUCAAAGACGUUAAACCUACUCCAGAAUUUAUAGAAAAAUUGAGGGAAGUAAUGGAAGAGGUUGAAGAUGCAAUUAGUGAAUUCAAAGAAGAACAGCGGCAGAUAUAUGAAGACCUUUUGAAAAAAGAAAAAAAUGCUACUCAGCAAAUUUCAACUACAGAGCAAAAAAUGGAAAUAUGGGCCAGGAAUCCACCAGAGAAACCAAAGGCUGCCUUAGCAAAAGGAUCAUCAGUUAAUUCUGAUACAGACAAUAUGCUGGUAGAAAUUGCAGAAUUCAAACAGUUCCUUCAGCGGACAGGUCGCCAAGGUGGCUGGGAUGAUUUUGAUCAUAAGAACUUUCUUAAAGUAUGGAUAAAAUGCAAAGGAAACCCUUCCUUUAUUGAAGAGGCUAUGCAGUACCUGGUGGGAAGGACACGAGAAGACAUAAUUCAGCAUGAACAAUGGUAUCAAGAGUUUCUCUUUCUUGAAAAGAGGCAGAGAGAGGCUAUUCAGAAAUGGAGAAUAGAGAAGCAACAAGAAAAAAAACAAGUUGAGGGGAUGCAAGCACAGAAUGAAGCUGAACUAGAUACAGACAAACGGGCAAAAGAAGUAGCUAAACAACUUAAGUUUGAGAAAGAGAAAAGAAAAGAUUUCCGGCUCCAGAUGUGGAAGAAAGCGAAGGAAAAGGAGUUUGCUCAAGAUAGUGAAAACAAAUGAAAGAAGAUGCGGUUGAAAUUGAAAAAGCAAAGAAAGGAAAACCAAAGGCGGCAUAAAGCGAAGAAAAUACUCGAAGUUUAUGUUCAACAAAAGGAGGAGGAUGAGGAGUUUCAGAAACUGGAAUCCCAAAUGAAAGAGCAAGCUGAAAGAAGAAAAUCUAUGGCUUGUGAAAGAGAAAUGUCCAAGUUUCAAGAGAGAGAUUUUCUCAAAUUGGAGUUCAAAUUAUCAGAAAAGCAAACAAAGAAAGAGUUGGAGGAUGAGCGAGAGAAGAGAUUUGCCAAGCUUAAAGAGAAGGUUGAAGCUCAAAUACAACAUGAUCCAUCAAGACUAUUCAAACCAACCAAAGGUUGGGAAGAACACACAAAAAAUACAGGGAAAACUAAUGGUGGGCCUAUGUUGCAUCUUCCUCACCGGGCUAUUCCUAGUUGGCGGAAAGGGAUAUAAAGAUAUUGUUUUACAAGUAUUUACAUUAAAUAGUGAUUGUAUGUUAUCUUCAUUGUUAAAUAAAUUGCAAAACAGUUGAAGAAAAUGAGAGUUCAUGAUUUGAUGGAAAAGAGGCAAGGAACAUUAAAAAAAAUCUGUAUUUGUGUACC
Messenger RNA from Amblyraja radiata (thorny skate), 1723 nucleotides. It is a transcript of the gene ccdc112, whose product is annotated as coiled-coil domain containing 112. The record is from RefSeq and is a predicted model, not a curated record. NCBI's taxonomy places the organism in Eukaryota, Metazoa, Chordata, Chondrichthyes, Rajiformes, Rajidae.